Molecule: messenger RNA, 6421 nt
Organism: Hyla sarda
Lineage: Eukaryota; Metazoa; Chordata; Amphibia; Anura; Hylidae
Gene: PPP6R2
Product: protein phosphatase 6 regulatory subunit 2
Exons: 31
Coding region: 276-3104 (942 amino acids)
Cellular component (GO): cytosol; nucleus
Molecular function (GO): protein phosphatase regulator activity; protein phosphatase binding
Source: RefSeq, a predicted model, not a curated record
CGGUGAACCUACUGGGACUACCCCCCUCACACAAAGCUGGCGGAGGAGCAGCAGUGUGCCACACGGAACCUCCAGACCGGGGAAGAAAGUUCUGGCGAGGCCGAGCACCGCUUCCGUUCCCCCGUACUUGUCUCCGGAUAUCUGUGCCCAUAUACAUUAUUGUCCUGGUUGUGGCAGCUCCAGACUAAGCACAAAUGUGUAUGUAUGGUCACAUACACCAACUCCUUUGAGAUCUUAUCAUCUGUGUUUUUCUAAGUCAGGAGUACUUCGCUACCAUGUUCUGGAAGUUUGACCUCAACACAACAUCACAUGUCGACAAGCUCCUGGAAAAGGACGAUGUAACCCUCCUAGAAUUAAUGGAUGAAGAUGACCUGCUCCAAGAGUGUAAAGCUCAAAACCAGCGGCUCCUGGACUUUCUGUGUCGGCCACAAUGCAUGGAGCAGCUUGUACUCCUUAUCACACAACAACCUCCUGACGAUAUGGAUGAGAAAGUCCGCUUUAAGUACCCUAAUAUAGCCUGUGAGUUGCUCACCUGUGAUGUGCCACAGAUUAAUGAUAAACUAGGUGAGGAUGAAAACCUCUUGAACAUCCUAUAUGACUUUCUGCAACAAGAGCCUCCACUUAAUCCUCUGCUGGCCAGCUUCUUCAGCAAGACCAUUGGAAAUCUGAUUGCAAGGAAAACUGAACAAGUGAUCGGAUUUCUGAGGAAAAAGGAAAAGUUCCUUACACUGGUGCUGGAACACAUUGGUACUUCAGCUAUGAUGGACCUUUUGCUUCGUCUCAUCAGCUGUGUGGAGCCGGCUCCACUUAGACAAGAAGUGCUAAAUUGGUUGAAUGAAGAGAGACUUAUUCAGAGACUGAUAGAUCUUAUCCAUUGCAGUCAGGAUGAGGAUAGGCAGUCUAAUGCAUCGCAAACCCUAUGUGAUCUCAUUCGCCUGAGUAGAGAUCAGUGCAACCAGAUGCAGGAAAUACUGGAGGCUGAUCCCCUUUUGGUAACGCUUGAAUCACAACAGUGUGUAGAGCAACUUUUGCACAACAUGUUUAAAGGAGAGCCAACUGAGAGCUGUGUUGUGUGUGGGACUCAGAUUUUGCUGACGUUACUGGAAACCAGAAGACCAAGCGUGGAUCCUCUGUUAGAUUCACUUCCUCAGGGAUAUGAGAGGCCAGGUACAGUGGUCAGUAGCAGUGUUAUUCAGGGCAUAGAAUCACGUCUAAAGGACUUUCACCAUCUGCUCCAGCAACCCCCUAAGAAAGAGUCUAUCUUGACCACCAUUGGUAUUUUGGAAGAACCUUUGGGAAAUGCUCGACUCCAUACUACUCGCCUUGUUGCUGCUUUGCUUCAAGCCAAUACAUCCAGUAUUAACCAGGAGCUCUGCAGACUUCGGACAAUGGAUCUGUUACUUGACUUAUUUUUUAGGUACACUUGGAAUAACUUUCUACACAUCCAGGUGGAGAUGUGCAUAGCUGCAAUCCUUUCACACUCUUUGCAAAAUGGAAAGUGUUGUGGAGCUUUGGAGGAGAAAACUAACUUGGAGACACCAAAUGAGAGCACGGAAAUAUCUGAGACUUCUGUGCCUGACCAAGAAGAUCUUAUGAUUACACAUCUCUUUCAGGACUGCUGCUUGGUUCAAAGAAUUUUGGAUGCAUGGGAAACCAAUGACAAAAUCCAGGCUGAGGGAGGAAUGAGGAGGGGAAAUAUGGGUCACUUAACUCGUAUAGCCAAUGCCGUUGUACAGAAUAUGGAGAAAGGUUCUAUUCAAGUACAGAUCAGUGACUUUAUUACAGAGCUGCCAGAGGACUGCAGGGGAAGGUGGGAAACCUUUGUUGAGGAGACCUUGACUGAAACAAACCGAAAGAAUACGGUGGACUUGGUUAACCCCCAUCAUUUACGCUCAUCCAGUGAAGAUGAAGAUAUUGACAGUGCUUUUCCUAAUGAAUUGUCUGUGCAGCAAGCUUUUUCAGACUACCAAAUUCAACAGAUGACGUCUAACUUUGUCGACCAGUUUGGUUUUAAUGAUGAAGAAUUUGCAGAGCAGGAAGACAAUAUUAAUGCUCCCUUUGAUCGGAUCACAGAGAUUAAUUUUAAUCUAGAAGCUGAAGAUGAAAAUCCUAAUGCUGCCCUAUUUGAAGCCUGCUGCAAUGAAAGAAUUCAGCAGUUUGACGAUGAAGAGGAAGAUAUUUGGGAGGAAAAGGAGAUUGGUUAUGGCACACAAGUUAAGUCUAGAACUCGUUGCAGGUUUGGAGUAUCACAAUCUUCCGAGGAUUCAUCCCGCAGUGACUUGGAGAAUGGAGAGCCAGAGGGAAGCCCUGCAACUGAUGAUGAAGGGCAGGGGGGUUGUCACAAUGCAGAAACACCUCCAAAUCUUAGUCCAAUAAGUGGUAGUCCUCCCACACAGAGAGAGAGUACCAUAUCAGAAGAGACUGGAUGGACUGCUGUGUUUGAUGAGCAUGUGAACUCCAAACCUCCCACUCCUUCUGUAACUUUGGAUGUAGGUUCUAAUGUGUGGGAUCCACCUGCCCCAGAAACCUCCACUCCUGAAGAAAAGGGAUGGGCCAAGUUUACAGACUUUCAACCAUUUUGUUGUUCUGAAUCUGGUCCCCGGUGCAGUUCACCAGUGGAUACUGAAAGCAGUGCGUCUGAGGGACAUUCAAAGCAGAGUGAAGAAAAAUUCUUCAGUGCCACAUCCCCCUGUGUGUGGAAUGUAUGUGUAGCCAGAAAGGCUCCAGUAAUUGGUUCAGAUAGCAGCUCCUCCGGUGGUUCUGACAGUGAAGAAGACGACAAAAACAAUAUUAUUACUGAAACUAUAAGCACUGGAGCUGGACAUGAGACUAUCAGACUCACCAUGGACACCAAGAAUGAGAAGGCUACGUUUAGUAGAAUCUUUACACCUGCAGGUAAUCCUGAUACCCUAGUCAUUGAUCAGUUGACUAUUGCUGAUACCAGAUGUGCAAAUGAAAUACACUCUUGUAAUGCCAAUACUGAAGAUGAAUCACAGGAACAGAAGUUGGGUUCACCUUGCACAAAUUCACAGGGCCUUUGCAAAGAGAAGAGUCAUGAGGAUCUUACCCUGAAUUCUGAAGCUACAUUAAAUGGGCCUGCAUGACAGAACUUCAGCUCCAAUCUACAUCGGGUGUGAGGCAGGACCUCGUAUUCCCAGGGACCUUUGUGAAGAAACAGUAACAUCUAGUUUGUUUUGAGAACCUUAUGCCAAUUAAUUGAGCACUGCAGGAAAAUAGCAAAACUAUUGGAUAUACAGCAAGCUGAACUGAGACUUGGAAAUACAAUUCUGGGUGUGUUGGUUCAGACCCUUGAAAGAAAUACUGCCUCCUGCCUCUGCAGCUUCUUCCAUAUCCUUCUGUCAUCAUACCUGUUGUUGAAAGCUGUACAAGGCAGCUCGGAAAUAAGCAUGAUUGAAGUAGUGUUUCCUUGUCUGCAAUCUUAGGAGAAACUUCAUUAUUUUAGCAAUAAUCCUCCAAAUAUUAGUGCAAAUUUGUCUAUCUGCUUGCUUGCAGAUGUGAUCAUUUUCAGCAGUGAACAGCAGAACAGAUCACAAGCUGGUCUAGUGUGGCAAAACACUGGACAUAAACUGGUACAGACGGGUUAGUCUUUUGUUUCCAUGCACUUUACCUUCUGAUCCUUUCAAACCACCUUUUGAUUUUGAAAAAGGACAGAUUUUAAGAAUAACUUUAUGAAAGUCUAACUUCUUUGCUAAAAUAUGACCUCUGAAAGGCCGUAUUAGCAUUUUUAAAAGUAUCAUAGAGCCAGCAAGAAUAUGCUGCCACGAUUUGGAGUUCAUUGUAGGGUUUUUCGAAUAGAGAUCAAAGUCCCACGGUCAUUUAUCAUCUGUCAAGGUUGGAAGGAAAUCCCAUGAUGACCAUCUUUUUAAACUUCUGAAGGUGAAAGAUGUCCACAGUAAUUAUGAUACUGACCUCCAGCAAAACAGGUUUACUGGUAUUCUCACCAAAUGUUGGCUUACUUCUCAGAUCUGUUAUUCUUUUUGGUUAAAAAGGGACUUCAGCCCCUUUGUUAUUAAGCAGUACAGUAAUGAUGAAUUAGGUCCUACAUCAGAGCAACAUUCUUCUCCAGUGGAACAAACACACCAUGGGGUCUGGACAUUUGGAUGCACCUCUCAGCCACUAUUCAGAUCUCAGAUCAGAUCCCGCCUGAUGAAGUACGUGAUGACGUAGGAAACAGCUGUCGCGCUGACUCCUAGCUCCUGCUAACACCACUACAGCUCCCCGCCUCAGUGUUAAUGUUGGCACAUGAAAAUUGGAUAAAUAAAGACUGAAUGUGCCAGUAUUGAAAUUUCAAAGGUCUCCGAAUUACUUGAGUGAAAUCCAGAAAUCUUGUUCGAAUGAAAUCUUGUUCGAAUCCAGAUUUAGACAAACGUCUUAGAUUUUCCAGGACAAGGAUAGACAUAUGGAGAUCGGUGUGAAGGAUCUAGUACGCAUGAGUAAGGGUGUGGACCCCGAAACAUCGCGCAUCAGAUCCUGACUUUCUUUUGUACUUCGAGAUACCGUGGCUACGAAAAGCUGUUAAUUCUCGAUGUUCUUCAUACCAGAAAGAUGCCGAUACAUACGAUUAACAGGAGACAGCAACGUAAUGUGUUAGGAGCCUGACAAACUCUGAAGCCUUCACAGAACAUGUGUAUUUGUACUAAGCUUAACUUACAGACAGGUGAAACCUGUUUACUAAUUAUGUGAAGGUAAUUGUUUGCACCAGAUCUUUGUUAAAGGUUUACAUUUUUGUAAUAUAUUACAAAUAAUUAAAGCUUUAACUCACCUUCCUCGCUCCCUUUUAGCCUCCGGUGUCAGGAUGCUGCAGCCAGAGACGCUGCUUUCUCCGUAGCCACAGAGCAUAGUGUCUGCAGCCAGGAAUACAGACAGUGCCUCACACCAAUCACUGGCUGAGACAGGACAGAUUGGCAGAGUAGCACUGUGACGUCUCAGCUGCAGCUCCAGUGGAGACCAGCUGGAAAUGGGGUGCCCUGAGGCUACAAGGGAACAGAGGAAGACGAGUUAAAGCUUUAUUAUUUUAUUAGGCAGGCUGGGCAUAUUAUAAAACAAGACAUUUCCCAAGGUAACCCCUUGAAGCUAGAAGCCUGUGCAACUAGGACCAUGUGAAAGGGCCAAAAAAAAAAUAAAACACUCGUGGUCAGAGCCAGCAGGCUGCUAACCCUUACAGAGCCAACCCAUAAUAAGCCUCAUUUUAAGACCUGUGUUGUGGAAGAUAAGGAGGCUGCCUUAAACCAAGGCACCCCUGGUAAGCAAGCUCAGCUGAAACAGAGCAGUCGACAAGAAACAAUACUCUGAAGCACAGUGACCAUUAUUCCUUCUCUUCAUUUUAAGGCUUAGGGUACAGAACUAUAGCAAGAGAACCUGUCUAAGCACCUUAGGGGAGAGAGGGGAAAAAUAAAAUACCCUGGUUCCUUGACUGUUGAUCAGCUUUAUAGGGUAACAACUUAAGUGCUUAACCUACCAGUCACCAAAAGAAAACUUAAAAUAUCUUCCAGACAUACCAAAAGUUCAGAUUACAGCAUGUCUCAGGACUAAGUCGGUAGAGUACGCAGCAGUGUGCUUUAGUGCCUGUCUACUGGCUCCAUCUGACUUAUUUACUCCAUAGACUAUAAUGGAGUGAAUAAGUCAGGACGGGUGGGUGGCCAGGCAGUAAAGCACACUGUCACACACGAUCCCAGCAGGUCUCAGGACUGAACGCCAGUGCAAUCUAAAUUUUUACUUGUCUGGACAACACAUUAAAAGUUUUUUGGGUGAAAGGUGCACUUUGAUUUAUUGCUAAAUCAUUUGUAUGUCCAAUUAUACCAAAGGGGCUUUAACCCGUUGGUUACUUUGCUGGCAUAGGAUGAUCAGGAAUUUGUAAAAUUAUUCAUCAUACAAUAAAUUAUUUUUCUUUCUGCUGAAUUCCACUUUAAACAAUACAUUAUUUAGGGUUUAUAAUACUACCAUACUAUGUUUGAUAAAGGUAAAUGCUGUUAUUUAGGACUGAUGUUUUAGUUUCUUUACAGGAGACAAACAGAUUUGCUAUAUAUAUAUAUAAAAAAUAAAAAUGUCAUAUCCUUUUAAACAGUUGUUAGUUUCAUUUAUUUGUCUGGAUAUCUUUGUUUCCAUAUAUCUAGGCACAACCCAAGGACUUAUGUUUGUCACAAUGUACAAGAACUGAUUUAUUUCUACAAAAAAAAAAAAAAAACUAGAAACUUCAGCCUGAGAAUUGUAUUAUGUACAAAAAGAGUCCAUAAAAUGGCUGCCCUUACGGAGCAUUUUAAGCUUUAUUUACCCAGGGAUGUACAGGAAUGUGAUUAUUAACCCUUUCACUGCAAUGGCAGGCAAAAACAGGCUUUUAAAAGUAACAUCAAAAUACUCAUGGAACACGGCCACAUGCUGCUUGAUCUGUCAAGAAAAUGAU